Rana temporaria (common frog) is the source of this 8333-nucleotide messenger RNA. RefSeq names its product polypeptide N-acetylgalactosaminyltransferase 10 (gene GALNT10). Gene Ontology annotation, cellular component: Golgi apparatus. Bases 136 to 1935 code for a protein of 599 amino acids. The record is from RefSeq and is a predicted model, not a curated record. The transcript has 12 exons. NCBI's taxonomy places the organism in Eukaryota, Metazoa, Chordata, Amphibia, Anura, Ranidae.
GAAGUUAGCGGGAGCGCGCCUGGUGUGCCCGCCCCCUCUCCCGGCGGUUCGCUCGGUGGAUGGCUGGCACGGUCCCCCGGGCUGUCAGUGCAGUGUGUCGGUGAAGAGAAGGAGGCAGGCGGUGCUGGGCUUUCCAUGCGGCGGAAGGAGAAGCGGCUGCUGCAGGCGUUGGGGCUGGGGCUGGCCGCCCUGCUCUUCCUGCCCAACGUGGGGCUCUGGGCUCUGUACAAGGAGAGGACCCUGGAGACCGGAGGGGCGCCGGGAGACGGACAGGUUCCGCUAAUAAGACAGAAGGAUGACGUUGUCAGUGACAAAGGAUCAGAAAGGAAGGACUGGCAUGACCAUGAGCAAAUUAGACAGGACCACGAUCGAAUAGGAAAUGGGGAGCAGGGAAAAGCUUUUCAGAUGACAGACGGCGAUCGCGUAGACCAGGCCUAUCGAGAGAAUGGAUUCAACAUCUAUGUCAGUGAUAAAAUUUCCCUCAACAGAUCCCUUCCAGAUAUCCGGCACAAUAACUGCAAGAGCAAGCUGUAUUCGGCCAAGCUGCCAAACACCAGCGUGAUCAUCCCCUUCCACAACGAGGGCUGGUCGUCCCUCCUGCGUACAGUACACAGCGUCCUCAACCGAUCUCCCCCUGAGCUGAUCGCAGAGAUUGUGCUCGUCGAUGACUUCAGUGAUAAAGAACAUCUAAAAAAACGUCUUGAAAGUUACAUGGUAAAUUUCCCAAAAGUAAGAAUACUCCGCACCAAGAAGAGAGAAGGUCUAAUUCGAACACGUAUGUUGGGAGCCUCUGCAGCCAUUGGAGAGGUCAUCACUUUCCUCGACUCACACUGUGAAGCCAAUGUAAACUGGCUUCCACCUCUGCUUGACCGUAUAGCUCAGAAUCGCAAGACGAUUGUGUGUCCCAUGAUUGAUGUCAUCGACCAUGACCACUUUGGAUAUGAGACUCAAGCUGGAGAUGCCAUGCGGGGGGCCUUUGACUGGGAGAUGUUUUACAAGCGAAUACCUAUCCCUCCCUUGAUGCAAAAUGGUGAUCCCAGCGAGCCUUUUGAGUCUCCAGUUAUGGCCGGUGGAUUAUUCGCUGUAGACAGAAAAUGGUUCUGGGAACUUGGAGGGUACGAUCCUGGGUUGGAGAUCUGGGGAGGAGAGCAGUAUGAGAUCUCAUUCAAGGUGUGGAUGUGUGGAGGCCGGAUGGAAGAUGCUCCAUGCUCUCGCGUGGGACAUAUUUACCGAAAAUAUGUGCCCUACAAGGUGCCCGCUGGUGUCAGCCUGGCAAGGAACCUAAAGAGAGUAGCUGAAGUGUGGAUGGAUGAAUAUGCAGAAUAUAUCUACCAACGACGCCCCGACUACCGGCAUCUCUCUCCCGGCGAUGUGACAUCUCAGAAGGAGUUGCGCAGCAGGUUAAACUGUCAGACCUUCAAGUGGUUCAUGACCAAAGUGGCUUGGGACUUGUCCAAGUAUUACCCCCCUGUUGAGCCUCCUGCUGCUGCUUGGGGAGAGAUUCGGAACAAGAAGACGGGCUUCUGUUUAGACAGUAAGCAUGCCUCUAUGGGCUCUGAACUACGACUGGAAACCUGUACCAAAGGGCGUAAGGCAGAUGCCUGGAACAGUGUGCAGGUAUUCACCCUGGGAUGGAGAGAAGACAUUCGUCCUGGAGAUCCACUGCACACCAAGAAAGUAUGCUUUGAUGCCAUAUCUCACACCAGUCCUGUCACACUCUUUGAUUGCCAUGGGAUGAGAGGGAACCAGCUUUGGAAAUACACAAAGGAUAAAACCAUCUAUCACCCCAUCAGUAACAGCUGUUUAGACUGCAACGAAUCAGACCGCAAGAUCUUCAUGAACAUUUGUAACCCAUCCUCCCAGACACAGCAAUGGACUUUUGAAAACACCAACUCUACAAUCUUAGAAAUCUUCAACAAAGAUCGGGGCUUAUAAUGAAUGAAAAGGAUAUACAUAUAUAAAUAGGAAUAUAUAUAUUUUAAAUCUAUAUUUUUUACUGAUGGGUGGGUGGGAGAUUUGUCCUUUCUGGCAAGAAUUUUUUUUUCCGUUCUCCAUUUGUGUGUAGGAUUAACGAAAAAAAAAAGGGAUAUUCUGAAUGCAGAAAUGCAGGUUGUGCUAUCUAUCCGUGAUGCUGUGAUUGAACAUAUUUAGACCAGAUUUAAAGAAGGAAAUUAUUGAAAGCCCAGCAGGUUCGGUGCUGGACCUGCUGGAUAGGAGUUCUCAUUGCCCUUGGGAGACUGACACAGAGGCCACAAACGGGAGCUCUCAUACGCAUACACCCAAAACUUGGCCUGUCACAGCCGUGCUGGGGGGAGAUCUCUCUGCUGUGAUUCUGCAGAGGGUCAAACCUUGCCCACCUUUAAAUAGAAGAAUCUAUUCCAGGUAUAGUUAUUGAAUGUUUUGGACUUGUGAUGAGUUUUUACUGUGGCACCAGAGUGCAUUCUGUCUGCUUUCUCUGCCUCUCUGGGUGUAGUGUGCUUUCUUCAAAGACAGUAGAUUUACCAGAUUGACUUUUGCCUAGGCAGGGAUAACAACACUGUUUUAGAUUUCAGGAGAGAGGGAGCAUUGUCGGCAGAUCAAACAAUGUUUUUCAGAUUAUUUUUUUUUAAAGACAAACCAUGGAAAAAUAGGCAUACAGUGAUUGGCAGAGAUGUGUUUAAUAUGUUUAUUUUGCCUAGAUAUACACUUUAAAGAGAAAGCAAAUGGCACGUUUGGUGAGGACAUGUUUGGACUUAUUAUUGCAGUGUUUACUGUAAAGCAGUGGUCUCCAAACUGCGGCCCGAGCACUAUCCCUCCCAAUGAUACGAGACACUAUUCUGCCAUCUGACACCGACAAUGGAGCACCACUGACACCACUAAUGGGGCACUAUUCCUCCCUAUGAUACCUGCAAUGGGGCAAUAUUACUCCCCCUAAUACUAGAUGUUUACUCCCACAGUUUUCACUCCGGCUGGCCAAAGUCCGGCCCUCCAAGAGUCUGAAGGACAAUAAACCGGCCCUUUGUUUAGAAUGUUUCGGGACCCCUGCUCUAAAGUAUCUGGCUGUGACUUUGACUUUUUAAUUAGCGUCCAUAUUAUUGUUAUGGUAUCAAAUAAUGAUUUUAAAGGAAUUUAGUAUGUCUCUAUUUCGACUGAAUGAUGGCUCCUUCAGAUUUGAAUGCACCUUAGAUGCAGUACUGAGAAUAUUGCCAGUUGACUAUUGCAUCUCUGGAGAAUGUGUUGGCACAUAGCAACGAAACGGCAUUCUCAGGGGUUGCAGACAACAUAUUUGUUUCCUGUACCUCAUCCCUUACCAAGUGGGGUGAGGUUGCUCUUCUUUAUAGGGAAUCUGUCCAAUCACUUCACACCUGGCUUUAGCUGAGGCUUCUGACCAGGGCUAACGGCUGACACUUUCCAAUUCCUAGAAUCAGAAAAGUCUGGCUUGUUGCGCUUAUGUGCAGCUACCUGCUCAGUGAUAUGCUUGCCCCCAGAUGCACAGUAUAUGGGCAAACUUUUGUAGACACCUGAUUAUCACACCUACUACGCAGCCUAAAGUAUGUGAACACCUCUUCAAUUACUAAGUUCUGUGUCUUCAGUGAAGGAACUACAGUACUAAUGUUACAGCAUACAAUAAAAAUAUGUUUUAGACAGUUUUAUGGUUCCAACCUUUUGCAAACAGUUUGGAGAAGCCCCUUUUCCGUUCCAGCAUGACUGUGCCAGGUCCAUUAAGACAUGAUUUGAUGUUGAUUAAGUUUCCCAUGGAGAAACUCUAUGGUCCUCACAGGGACCUGCCAUAAACCCUUCAGAGCGUUUUUGGGGUAAAUGGGAAUGCUGAUUGUGAGCCAGAUCUUUUCAUUCAACAUUAGUUCCUGACCUCAUAAAUGCUCUUUUGGUUAAAUAUGUACACGUUUUCCCACACAGCCUCCAAUGUCUUGUAAAAUUCCUUCCCAGAAAUAUGGAGAUACUAAUUCAUUAAUGGCCAAAAUUCGGAAAUGGGAUGCCCAACAUGCACACUUAGGUGUGAUAGAAAAUGAGCAGAACUUUGUCAUUUGACCAUUACACUGGUCCCAACAAAUUAUUGGGUAAUGCCUCCCUACACUAAACUGGAGUUUCUGCUGGAACAAAUAAAACUUGGUCUAGCAGGUCCAAGGGAACGGUUGAAACACAGCAUCACUGAAAUGGGCAAACCCGCAAAGCAUUAGUAGACAGCAAAUGCCGAAACUUGAAAUAUUUUCUAGUGCCUUGCUGGACAAGAGGACCAUGGGAGUUGGGUGGAGCCCGUUCAUUUUGUUUUUCAUCUUUACCUCUCAAUAACCAGGAGCCAUUUGUAUGAUUGAGUUUUACGAACCCUUGAAUGAGUGCUUUUAUUUUGCAUGUCCUUGCAAUGAAUUGCAGCUUACAAAUAAGUUGUUGAUGUUGAAAGAAGACUUUUUUAAGAUCUCUGAUGAGCUGGUAUUUUCAUCAGUUCAGAUAUUGUCUUUACAUGUAUAUUGGAGCUGCCACACUCAUAACAUUUACAGGGACGCUUUGUUGCUUAGGAACUACUAAACUUAAUAGCAAAGAGUUAGUUUAUGUAAGCUACUAGUAACAUGCACGAUUGGGAUACUUGAUGUUUUUGAAGCUUUGCUGUGCAGCAUUUGGCCUUUUGAGGCAAAAGGAAGCACCAUGUUUAGUGUGGUGUUUUUUUUCUAUGGGGUUACUGGACAGUCAGUCAAUCAUUUCCAUUUUGUAUCGCCAUCCACACAGUCAUCUAUGUUGUGAAAAUCCCCUGAGACUUAUAGCCAGUAUUUAACAUAAAACUGUACUAGGCUUAAAACAGCAAAGCAAUAAUGCAGCAGUAUUGCUCAAAUGCAGUACUUUGUGGUUCCUAUGUUACGCUGGCCUUACACUGGUCUAAUUUCAUCCGGUUCCUAAUGAACCAGUCGAAUGUUGAUCAGCGUCAUCUGUCAGAAUAUAAUAACUGCAGUGGAGAUUUGUGCACCCAGACUGUUUAGCAUAGAUGGAAAAAUAUAUAUAUGUGUAUGGCCAACUUGUCUUCAGUUCAGUUCCUGUGGAGCCCCCUUUGGGAGGAGCCUUACCCCUGUCAUUCAGCUGUCAAAUGCCAGGACUUCAGUGAGCUGUAGAGACUCUGACAUUUGGACAGAGAAGGGGCAGGUCUAAUCUUGAAUUGGACAGUCAAGGCCAUCUGUACAGGCUGUAUACAAAGAGACUGAUUUGAAGCCUAACACCAGUUAUCUGCAUUUCAGCACAUCUGUUAAGCUCCAUUCACACGAGCACUGGGGUCAGUAGACGGUUCGAUGCAGGCCGCCCAUGUAUGUGUAUAGGAACAGAGCAGCUACACAUCCACGGCCACGCUUCCUAAUUUGGUGUAUGGGUGCAAGUGAGCUCCGCACCUAUAUCAAAUUAGGACAAGUGGCUGUGUCUGUAAAGUUGCUGCUUCCCCAUGCACUAACAUGAGCUGCCUGAACGCAGCACCUGGCGGCUGAAGUCCCAAUAAAAAUGUUCCAUUCACAGCCUAAGGGACCCAUCGCCCAUGUGAAUGAGGCCUUGCUUUAGAAUAGUUUUAUGUUUAAGUAACACGCUUAGCAUUUUUGGUGACACAUAACUGAUAAGGACGAGCCCUGGCGUGUUCGCACACCCCACGUGCAGAUCCCGCCAGGAAGUCGUCACUGCGCUGCGCUAAUCACAGGCAGUGAGACAUUUACCAGUCUCUACCGCCGCGCAUCGGAACAAUGUCUCACUGCCUGUGAUUAGUGCAGUGCCGACUUCCUUGCAGGCUCUGCACGUGGGGUGUGUGAACACGCUGGAGCUCAUCCUUAAUAACUGACAGUUCUGCAUGUUUGUUGACUGAGCCAUCCGGCUAUAUUACUCUUGGGCCAGUGGAGCAAUUACAAAAAGACUACAAGAUCAUUGUAAAGCUAGAUUUCUACCAACCUAAUCCAUAACUGAAUGGACACAGGAGCCAGCACAGUUACAGCAUAGUUUGUAAUAUUACUUAAAGCGGAGUUCCAGUCCCCCCAAAAACAAAAUUUUAACGACUGCUCUGUAAUUGUCAAAACAUGUAAAUUAACAUUUCUAACAUGGCAUAUUUUAUUGCGCUUUUACUUUCUUAAAAAAUAGUCUUUUACUCACAGGUCUCGGAAGCAGGCAGGUUCCAUUUUGGCUGUGGGCAUCUGAAGCCGUUCUGUGUUAAUUUCCCGGACUUUUGUGCAUGCGCAGUAAUGCCUCAGCGGUUGCUAUAGCAAUGUCGGCGUCAGUCUGUUGUAGUGGGCAUUCCUCCCAACUUUUGGAAGAUAAAUCACUCCUUUCCUCAGUUUAAGCUGGUUCUUCAGUUAGAGUGGGAGUCUUCAAAGGAGUUUUUAUUCAGUUCGGGAUAUGGAGGGUGAGAUUCCCCAAUAGAUUCAUGUAACAUACGGAGGGAGCUGGAUCUUCUAUAGGACUAGAGACGUUUGAGAAGCGUUGCUGAUAGUUGUUAAGCCGGGGGGAAGGGGGGGUGGGUGCUGCCGCCGCCAAACAGGUAAAAAAGUUGUUAAGCGGGCUGCUGCUGUCGCUGAACAAGCACUUGUACGCCGCCGCCUCGGACCUCCUCUUCCACCGCUAUUGGAAGGUAUGGUAGCGGGUGCUGUCAAGUCGUCACCUCCCUUCUGCUGUCAGAAUGUUUCCUACCACUCGCCUCCCUUUCUCCUGUCAUUCGCCAUCUCACCCCUUCGCGUCUCUGCAAAUAACGCGAGAUCUCGGCAGUAGGAGAUAUCCCAGAAACCCUUGCAAAUCGCCGAUGCGAAGAAAUAAAAGAAAAAAGGUAUUUCUAGGCAGAAAAAAAAUUAAAUAAAUGCCAAUGUGAAAAGGAUUAGCUAAGGAGAUUGAAUAUAGAGACCGUUUAGAAAAUGGGUGGAACUCCGCUUUAAGUAUAUCAAGUAUAUACUACCCAAGUUAUAUUCCUGCAUAAUAUGCUUAUCUGUUGAGGUCUGAAACCAUGUUUCCACAUAACCUUUUACCUACCUCUUAAUCCUGGAGACUGCAGCACAAUGCAUAGUGUAUAUAUACACUGCUGUCCUUUAAAUGGUAAUAUAUGGAUGUUGAUUUCUAAACUGCACAGGGUUACAAAAGAGCCCAAGCAUCCAAGAACAGCCAAUUAUGAUCUAACCUGGAAUAAAUGUAAUAGGAUGCUUUCAAUUGGCUAGGUAAGCAUAUGGCAAGGCAAGUAUAAGCCGCAGUGGGGGCAGGCUUUAAGUUAAAACUGCUGCUUUGCCCUGCAUAGGUAACUUAUAUCUAUUUUUCUGUUUUGGAUAGAGCAGGCAAGAUUGGAACCUUUUUGGGUUUUCUUUUUAUAAUAGUCUGUGUGCUGGCUGGGGAGAUUUAUCCCCUCGAUUUGUCCUGGUAAAAUGUCAGUGGGGAUAAAUUAUGAGAAGAUGCUGCCACUAUAAAAAGAAUAGAGGGAAAAUCAUCAAGCACGAAGCCAUAUUUAUGGAGGACUUGUCUUUAGGAGACUGGAAUCAUGGACCCUACAUUUUCUCCAUUUGUAUAUGUGGGUGGUACAGUGUCCUGGAUUAGCCACAAAGAUCAGACAAAGGGGUGCGCUAAAAAACAAUGAGUGAAACCUCAGAAUUUGGUUUAUGAAAUGUCAUAUGACAUGUUAAACUUUGUUACGCAUUGCAAAUCUAUCAGAUUUCAGGUUAGAAAGAACAAAAGCAAAUGUGAUUGGUAGAUGCAAGCAACACAUCCUUUACUUUCCCGUGCAUCUCUCAAGUUAGAGUUUUCAUCUUGAGAUGUCAAGGCUCCCCUUCUUAUUUUACAUGUCUGUAAGUAGAACAGCACCUCUACCUGUACAAAUUUGGCAUCUGCAGAAUCCGAGAUUUCUGUACUGAAUAGUUUCCAAAACUGAUACUUUAGAUUUCCAUUUCUUAACCAUACAUUCUUUUGCUACUUCUAUCUGUAUAGACUUUUGUAAGUGACAGACAUAUCUUCAUUGGAACAGCUGAAAAGUAGGCCAUGUAUAGCCAACAAAACUUCUAUUGUUGAACUUUUUGAACUAUGUUAACCAUCCUAUUGGUAACUGUGACUCAAUGAAGAAUGAUUAAAAAAACAGUCCACCCAGGUUUCAGUAGAAGCUUUUCUCCUGCUGCUGACAAAUGGUAAUAACUUGCGGAUUUUCAGGCUAGGAGUCAAACCCAUGAAUGCAAUGAAUGCAAGCACGCCAGGAAGCCGUUGGCUGUACAGGAUAAUAAUAAUAAUCUCUGGCUAAAGCUUUUCCCUAACUGUUGUUUAGGUACAGCUGUUGGGUGGGGAAUGCCCCAACCACAGAUAAUUGGCUGGUACAGGUGACAGCUACCUGGUGGGCUCACAUAAGUCAAUUUAAA